Cyclopterus lumpus (lumpfish) is the source of this 1008-nucleotide messenger RNA. It is a transcript of the gene atp5mc1, whose product is annotated as ATP synthase membrane subunit c locus 1. The record is from RefSeq and is a predicted model, not a curated record. The transcript has 5 exons. Gene Ontology annotation, molecular function: proton transmembrane transporter activity. Gene Ontology annotation, biological process: proton transmembrane transport; proton motive force-driven ATP synthesis. NCBI's taxonomy places the organism in Eukaryota, Metazoa, Chordata, Actinopteri, Perciformes, Cyclopteridae. The coding region runs from base 136 to 549 and encodes 137 amino acids.
GCGUUUAGGACGUAGACGCCGAUCUUAUAAAGUACAAGGUGACACUUUGUCUCAUCCUACAUUCACUGACUGCCGCUGUGUGGGAAAGCCGCUAAUCCAGGACCCUUCGAAAGCCGCAACAAACCGCUCCCAGCCAUGUAUGCCUGCGCCAAGUUCGUCACUUCUCCAGCUGUGCUGCGUGGGGGGUCCAGAGUCCUCGCCCGGCCGGUCUCAGUCUCCCUCUUCAACAGACCUGAAGCCACAGCGGAGCAGCAGGCCCUGUUGCCUGUCAGCCAGUCUGGAGUCCUGAGCCGCUCCUUCCAGACCAGCGCCAUCUCCCGGGACAUCGACACCGCCGCCAAGUUCAUUGGCGCUGGCGCUGCCACUGUGGGUGUGGCCGGCUCAGGAGCUGGAAUCGGAACAGUGUUCGGCAGCCUCAUUAUCGGCUACGCCAGGAACCCCUCCCUGAAGCAGCAGCUCUUCUCCUACGCCAUCCUGGGCUUUGCUCUGUCUGAGGCUAUGGGUCUCUUCUGUCUGAUGGUGGCAUUCCUCAUCCUCUUUGCCAUGUAAAACCCAGAACAAGCCGCCCCGCCCCCGUUCCCAUCACUUACCCCCUUCUUCCCGGUCUACUUUUCCUUUCCACUUUCUCCCUGCCUCUCUUCCUUCCACCUGGAGGGGGUGGUGGGGGGGGGGUUCCAGAACGGUAACUCUGAAUGAGCUGAUGAGCCAUUCACAUCUGAGGUUAACAAACCAUCGUGUUUUUUUUUUUUUUUUUGUUCCUACGCUUAUUUUUGUUUUUCAAAAGUUUUGUAAGACCUCACUUCAGUUGACAUCUGUCCAAAAUAAAUGGUUGGGAUAACUAAAAUCUGUCUGCAGUGUUUUGUUGUUUUUAAUGUUAUUUCAAAGAAAAUUAAAUAGUCAAAGGUUCCUCUUUGACAUACUGUAAAACAAUAUUUACAGCAUGGAUGCAUGUGAUCAACUGUGGCAAAAGAAUAUCUGUAUAUCCUGAAUAAAAUUACCUUUGCUAUA